AUGAACAUGUUGGACGUAGAAGACGACAGCUUUCACGUCACACGUGAAGGCUACUCCCAACUGAGUGACUCAGAAUGGGAGGUAGUCGGCCGCAUGAGUGUGCUCAUGGGCGAACCCGCCAUCAGUGGUAUGUUGAAGUCUCCAAGCAGAGACCAGCAACAUGCUGCUAUCAACAAGUUCCUACAAGGGGAACUUGCCGUCGAACGACAGAAGAUAGCUUUGCUACAGCAGCAAGGAUCUCAUCAGUCGAUGGGCGGGCGCGGGUCGACGCAUGUGCGUCGGCCCGGGUGA
Molecule: messenger RNA, 291 nt
Organism: Peronospora matthiolae
Lineage: Eukaryota; Oomycota; Peronosporomycetes; Peronosporales; Peronosporaceae
Source: the annotation of a GenBank genome assembly